This is a messenger RNA of Pelobates fuscus (common spadefoot toad), 1266 nucleotides long. RefSeq names its product CWC15 spliceosome associated protein homolog (gene CWC15). Gene Ontology annotation, cellular component: catalytic step 2 spliceosome. Gene Ontology annotation, biological process: mRNA cis splicing, via spliceosome. The transcript has 7 exons. Gene Ontology annotation, molecular function: RNA binding. Bases 196 to 882 code for a protein of 228 amino acids. The record is from RefSeq and is a predicted model, not a curated record. NCBI's taxonomy places the organism in Eukaryota, Metazoa, Chordata, Amphibia, Anura, Pelobatidae.
AAGGUCUCCGUGCAAAUGGCGGACUGCGGUCUGUUCUGAGCACACACCGUGAGACACGUUUCGCGCUCUGCUCUUCCGGAGAGUUUAGAGCUCGCUCAAGGAAGUCGCACCUGUGACGUGCAGCCGUGUGAGUGCUGGGGAGGCAGAGCUCGGGGUAUCUGGAGAGCAGGCCGAGGCCGGGGAGUUGAGUGAAAGAUGACAACCGCGGCCAGGCCAACAUUUGAGCCCGCAAGAGGAGGUAGGGGAAAAGGUGAAGGGGAUUUAAGUCAGCUCUCUAAACAGUACUCUAGUAGAGAUCUUCCUUCUCAUACAAAGAUCAAAUACAGACAAACUACACAGGAUGCCCCCGAGGAAGUCAGAAGCCGUGACUUCAGAAGGGAAUUGGAGGAGAGGGAGCGUGUUACUGUAAGAGAGAAGAACAGAGACCGAACAGCGAGGAGCGAACAUACCUCUUCUAUAUCCAAGAAACCUCGUCUGGACCAGAUUCCAGCUGCAAACCUUGAUGCAGACGACCCUCUCACAGAUGAGGAGGAAGAUGAGGACUCCGAUGAAGAUAGUGAUGAUGACACUGCUGCUCUCCUGGCGGAGCUGGAAAAAAUCAAAAAGGAACGUGCAGAAGAGCAAGCCCGGAAGGAACUGGAGCAAAAAGCUGAAGAAGAACGUAUUAGAAUGGAGAACAUUCUGAGUGGGAACCCUCUGCUGAACCUCACAGGCCCUGUACAGGUGCAAGCAAGUUUUAAAGUAAAACGGAGGUGGGAUGAUGACGUUGUAUUUAAGAACUGUGCCAAGGGCGUUGAUGAAAUGAAAAAGGACAAGCGCUUUGUAAAUGACACCCUACGCUCUGAAUUCCACAAGAAAUUCAUGGAAAAAUAUAUCAAGUAGUACAGUUUUAUGUGCUCCGGCCAUACAAGUACAACAUUUUUAACAUCUAUGGACGUAUGAUGGCGUGCUAAUGACUUCUGCAUUCUUCAGCGGUAAAUUCAUUCUUUUGGCGUUUGCUGACAUAUUUCGUAGCUGGAUUUUUUUUUUAUCCUUAUUUUUUUUCCAAGUCAUAUGUGAAUAAAAAUAACUUUUUUUUUUUGGUCUUUGCGUCAUUUGGUUUUGGUCUGUUCUUCUCCCCUCCCUCCACAUUGUUACGUUUUGUCAUGUUUGGAAUGGUGCUGCUAGCUGUUUCCCUUUCAAGGAUUAUUAAAUGUAAAUACAUUCAUAUCAGACUAAGGAUUAUUGUUUUAGGUAUUAUCUUCUAAAUAAAAAUAUUCGCUCUUU